UCCCCUCUACUCCUACAUAAAUGAAGCGUCCGCACCACCGUUUCCACCCAAACUCCCCUGCCCCCCUCCUACUCACACCACCAACGCCAACCAGGCAACCAGCCCAGCCACCCCACGCGCGAGCGAGGGACAGCGGACAGCGCGUUCGGUGGUCGAUCCGAUCCCAUGGAGGCCGAGGCGUUCCCGAUACAGUUCACGCGGGGGGUGCGCGCCUACUGGCGCCGGCGCAAGUACCACCGCCUGGAGGCCGCGGACGGCGGCAAGUCCCGUGUCACGCGGCAGCUGGGCGCGUCGCGGCGCGGCGGAGGCGGGUGGGGCGCCGUCCGGCGGCUGCGCGUGCGGGUGCGCGUGGCCCUGGCCGCGCCGCGGCGCGCGCUGGCGCGGGCGCGGGACGCGUACGUGGGCGCCAUGCUGGCGCUGGCCAGGAGGGCGUCGGCGAUCACGCUGCCCGGCGGCGGCCCCGACGGGCUCUGGACCAAGCGGGUGCCGCGCCGGAAGCAGCUGCCGGCGCCGAGCGCCGCCCGGACCACGGAGUUCGAGCAGCGGCUCAUCUUCGAGAUCUACAAGUCCAUCGUCGCGUCCAAGGAGCUCACCGCCAUGCUCCACUCCUCCGCCGGGCACCUGCCGCAGGCGGCGGCGCCGAUGCCCGCCAAUCACCUGCUCGACAUGUGAUGCGUGUGAGCCGGGGAGUGCACGCGCGCGCUGCUGAUCCGAUCAAGAGCGGCAUGUACGCUCUUCCUUUAUUAGCUGGUAGUCAGAGUGAGAAUUAUCAGUACUGCCGCUGUCCUUCCCCUGUGAAUGCAAGCAAGCCGCCUGCUGCAAAAGUGGCAGCGUGUAAAAUGUAUAAAUUCUAAGAAAAUUUGCAGAGCAGCAAAUCCGUGGCUUGGUUUUGUACGAUUAUUCAGCUGCGACUACUGUUAACCUCCACAUCAA
Molecule: messenger RNA, 933 nt
Organism: Setaria italica (foxtail millet)
Lineage: Eukaryota; Viridiplantae; Streptophyta; Magnoliopsida; Poales; Poaceae
Exons: 1
Coding region: 166-672 (168 amino acids)
Source: RefSeq, a predicted model, not a curated record